AUGACAGCAACAGAUGAAUGUAGUUAUAUCAAACUGAGAGUUUCAUGUAUGAUAUAAACACAGCUGGUUGUCAGUGUGUGAGUGAGGUGGAGGGGCCUGCAGGGGCCGCUGUUGUUCCGUGUUAAAACCAACCCAGGGCGCAGAGUGACUCGUCAUCACGCUGCACUUCCUGUGCACUCCGCAUCAUCCCCCGCCGCCUUCACACCAAACAAGCAUUUAACUAACGCAGUUUAACUUCACUAAACACAGGAGUGGAAUCAAUGCAAUUAGUAGAGUGAGCAGCAUAACGUACAGGUAUCCCUGAUCUUCCUCUGUGUCCAUGGAGUCACACAGAAAUGAGUCUCCAGGUCCAACUGAAGUCAUCAACUCUAUUCGGGAGCGCACAAUUGCAGAGAACAGCAUGGUGGUCCUGCUGCAGGGUCUGCAGGGAGAGGUGACAACGGUGGACCUGAAGAAUGAAAGCACAGCACAGGGCCGCGUGGUCAAUGUGGACGCCUUCAUGAACGUACGGCUGGAGGAUGUGCUGUACCAGGACAGACGGGGUCAGCUCACCCGGCUGCAGGACCUGUUUGUCACCGGCAGGAACAUCCGCUACGUUCACAUCCCAGACCACGUGGACAUAAUGAAGACCAUACAGAGCCAGCUGGCCAAGAUCCACCGAGUCCGCAACUUUGCCAGUCACGGAGGAGGCAGAAAAGAGUACAUCAAUAAACCAAAAUAACUUUUUCAUUUUUUAUCCAAGGACCUAAAACUCUGUAUCUCACACGAGACCAGCAGUUUACAACCUGCAGGAUCACAAAAUAAUUCAACAAUGACACGUUGUGUUGAUAAAAUCCUCCCAAUGAAACCGCCUGAGAAGAAAAAACUGACUCUUUAGUUGAACUUCUUUCUUGUGCACACUGAGGCCAUGACCUGUAAGCUGCAACUAACUAUUAUUUUCCAUAUUAAUUGAUCCAUCUUUUCUCUACAAAAUAUUAAAACUGAAAAUGUACCAUCAUACUUUCCAGGA
This is a messenger RNA of Larimichthys crocea (large yellow croaker), 1009 nucleotides long. RefSeq names its product LSM10, U7 small nuclear RNA associated (gene lsm10). Gene Ontology annotation, biological process: mRNA 3'-end processing by stem-loop binding and cleavage. Lineage: Eukaryota; Metazoa; Chordata; Actinopteri; Sciaenidae. Gene Ontology annotation, cellular component: nuclear body; cytoplasmic U snRNP body. The transcript has 3 exons. Bases 320 to 721 code for a protein of 133 amino acids. Gene Ontology annotation, molecular function: U7 snRNA binding; histone pre-mRNA DCP binding. The record is from RefSeq and is a predicted model, not a curated record.